AUGCGGAACGCGGGCGAUGGCGAUGUGGAUGUUGAUGUUGAUGUUGAUGGCGGCCCGGCCACGGCGCCCUUCACCUUCACCUCCACCUCCAGCAGCAUCUUCCUGCUCAGGGACGACCCGUUCUUCGAGGAUGGGGACAUUCAUAGGCAUUUGUAUCUGCGAAAUGCCACAUCUGGUGCUGGAGAGAUGGAAAGACCCAAGGUCUCUGAAUUUUGUUGCCACAUAGCAGGGUGCAGCCAACUGUUUGACACCCUAGAGAACUAUGAGCACCAUUACAAUGCCUUCCACCGUAAUGUCUGCAGCUCCUGCAAACGCUCCUUUCCAUCCACUCACCUGCUUGAUAUUCACAUCUUGGAAUGGCAUGACUCACUCUUCCAAAUAAUGGCAGCAAAACAGAGCAUGUAUCAGUGUUUGAUAGAGAGUUGUACCGAAAAAUUCAAGACUUUCAGUGAUCGCAAAAAACAUUUGGUCAAAGUUCAUGGUUAUCCAUCUGACUUUAGGUUUGACAAACCAAAGAAACUUACACGCCAUCAGAAGAAUCAGGACAGGAGUCCUCAUGAUAUGGAAGUGGAAGCAACUGUUUGUCAAAAAGAAACAAAAGACAUAUUUUGCAGAACAACCAUAGAACAACCAAUGGACCAAGAGUCAGGAGAAACAAUGGAAGCUGAGAAUCCAGCUGUACUAGAGAGAUCCAGUAUUACCACAGUACCACAACGACUCUCCAGCUCAUGCAGGGUGCCAGCUACAAUUUGUUUUGGUCAUGGAUCAAUCCGUGGCUUUAAGAACACAAGGAGAAAGAAGUGAUGCAUGUUGUGGAUUGAGCAGUCACUAAACAGCAGCCCUCUUAUCCAGAACAAGGACAUCAAGAUGUGAAUUUGGAAGAAGAUGUCAUAUUGACACCAGCCAAAUGGGAUCAUGUUGGCUCCAGUUGACAUGCGAUUGUCAGCUAAUCAAUCACAACAGCUAUAUAAAACAUACAAUUUGAAAUGCUGCUAAUAAAAUAACGCUAUUGUUUGCAUUUAUGCAAUUUCCAUCAAAGACCUUUUAUUUCCAAGCAAAAUCCACUGAACUUUGGUUAGGAUGCCGUUAUGUAUUUAUGUUCUACAAUACUGCUCUUUGGACAUUAAUUUUAGCUCAAUCGGGAUUAAAAAAUAUUUAGUUUACUCA
Molecule: messenger RNA, 1167 nt
Organism: Leucoraja erinaceus (little skate)
Lineage: Eukaryota; Metazoa; Chordata; Chondrichthyes; Rajiformes; Rajidae
Gene: znf511
Product: zinc finger protein 511
Source: RefSeq, a predicted model, not a curated record